Molecule: messenger RNA, 2020 nt
Organism: Leptonychotes weddellii (Weddell seal)
Lineage: Eukaryota; Metazoa; Chordata; Mammalia; Carnivora; Phocidae
Source: RefSeq, a predicted model, not a curated record
GUCCACCGCCAAGUCCCAGUCAGCUCCAGCCAGCCUCCUUUAAGGCUUGUGGCCUCGAUGUCCUUCCCCCGGUGUGCGCUUUUGUGGGCUCGGCUCCCGGCGGGGCGCUGGGCUGGCCACCGGGCAGCGGUCUGCUCUGUCCUUCGCGCCCGCGGUGAACCCCUGCCUGGGGCUCUGGGGCGCGUGUCUACCGCUGCCUCCGCCUCCUCCUCCUCUUCUGCCUCAGGAGGUUCUAAAGCCCCGAACACAUCCUUGUUCGUGCCUCUGACUGUGAAACCUCAGGGCCCCAGCGCGGAUGGCGACGUCGGGGCCGAGCUAACCCGCCCUCUGGAUAAGAAUGAAGUAAAGAAGAUCUUAGACAAGUUUUACAAGAGGAAAGAAAUUCAGAAACUGGGUGCUGAUUAUGGACUCGAUGCUCGUCUCUUCCAUCAAGCUUUCGUCAGCUUUAGAAAUUAUAUCAUGCAGUCUCAUUCUCUGGAUGUGGACAUUCACAUUAUUUUGAAUGAUAUUUGCUUCAGUGCAGCUCAUGUGGAUGAUUUAUUUCCAUUUUUCUUGAGACACGCAAAACAGAUAUUUCCUGUGUUGGAAUGUAAGGAUGACCUUCGUAAAAUCAGUGACUUAAGAAUACCACCAAACUGGUACCCAGAAGCCAGAGCCAUACAGCGGAAGAUAAUAUUCCAUUCAGGCCCCACAAACAGUGGAAAGACUUAUCAUGCAAUCCAGAAAUACUUGUCAGCAAAAUCUGGAGUGUAUUGUGGCCCUUUAAAAUUACUGGCACAUGAGAUCUUCGAAAAGAGUAAUGCUGCUGGUGUUCCGUGUGACUUGGUAACAGGGGAAGAGCGUGUGACCAUAGAGCCAGAUGGGAAACAGGCUGCCCAUGUUGCUUGUACCGUUGAGAUGUGCAGUGUUACAACUCCUUAUGAAGUGGCCGUGAUUGAUGAAAUUCAAAUGAUCAAAGAUCCAGCCAGAGGAUGGGCCUGGACCAGAGCGCUUCUAGGACUCUGUGCUGAAGAAGUCCAUUUGUGUGGAGAAUCUGCUGCUAUUGACCUGGUUACUGAGCUUAUGUACACGACUGGGGAGGAAGUAGAGGUACUAGAUUAUAUGCUUUGUCUCAAGUUUUUUUUUUUUUUACUAAAGGCAGCCGGUCUUCAUCCAACUGCUGAGCAGAUUGAAAUGUUUGCCUACCAUCUCCCUGAUACAACACUUUCUAAUCUCAUUGAUAUUUUUGUAGAUUUUUCACAAGUUGAUGGGCAGUAUUUUGUCUGCAAUAUGGAUGAUUUUAAAUUUUCUGCAGAGUUGAUCCAACAUAUUCCAUUAAGUCUACGAGUGAGGUAUGUUUUCUGCACAGCUCCUAUCAACAAGAAGCAGCCCUUUGUCUGUUCUUCACUGUUACAAUUUGCCAGGCAGUAUAGCAGGAAUCAACCACUGACCUUCUCAUGGUUACGCAGAUAUAUUAAGUGGCCAUUACUUUCACCUAAGAAUAUUAAAGACCUCAUGGAUCUAGAAGCUGUCCAUGAUGUCUUGGAUCUUUACCUCUGGCUAAGCUACCGGUUUAUAGAUAUGUUUCCAGAUGCCAGCCUUGUUCGAGACCUCCAGAAAGAACUAGAUGGCAUUAUCCAAGACGGUGUACACAACAUCACCAAACUGAUUAAAAUUUCAGAGACACAUAAGCUGUUGAAUUUGGAGAGCUUGUCAGCAGAGAGCCAGUCGCGAUCAUCAGGAACUUUAAAGGGCCAAGCUAGAAGGGUGCGUGGCACCAAAACGUUAGGGAGUAAAGCUGCUGAGCCACCCAGCCCCAGUGCGGGAGAGAAAUCCCUUGCUUCCAGAUUGGUGCAGCAAGGCCUCCUCACUGCAGACAUGCUGAAACAGCUAGAAAAAGAAUGGUUGACACAACAAAUGGAGCAUGACAAAGACAGAACAGAGCCUGGGACUCACUCAAAAGGGACAAGAAGGAAGAAGAAGGAACCUGAUUCAGAUUAGUUUUAUUUUUAUUUUUGCAAAUAAAAAUAUUUUAAAACCC